Coccinella septempunctata (seven-spotted ladybird) is the source of this 1218-nucleotide messenger RNA. RefSeq names its product RING finger protein 141-like. The transcript has 4 exons. Gene Ontology annotation, biological process: protein autoubiquitination. The record is from RefSeq and is a predicted model, not a curated record. NCBI's taxonomy places the organism in Eukaryota, Metazoa, Arthropoda, Insecta, Coleoptera, Coccinellidae. Gene Ontology annotation, molecular function: ubiquitin-protein transferase activity. The coding region runs from base 165 to 848 and encodes 227 amino acids.
GUACAUUGGAGGACGGGAAUUUUUGAGAAUAAAAAAACAAAAACAUACAUUGAUAUGUUCUCUAUGGUUGAGACAAUUUUUUGGUUUAAUUUAGAAGUCGGAAAAACUUAAAAAUUAGUGAAAAACAUGUAAAGUCUUUGAAAAUAAAGAGGAUCAAGAAAAAUAUGGGGCAAAUAAACAGCUCAAAUAUUCAAUCGCUGUUACCUAAUAUUUAUUCGGAAUUAUUCAAUAAAGAACCUAAUGCUUUAAUAGCUAAAGAAAUAAAAGAAAUGGACCGGGAAAAGUUUCAAGAAAUUAUUUCAGAAUUGAAUUCCUUUUCUAGAGACUAUUUUGAUAAUGAAGGAAAGCAAAUGAUAUUUGCAGUGCGGCAAGGAUCUGAUCAAUGUAUAUUAUGGAAAGCUGUGGUUGAAAUUGCUUGUAUUAAAAUUGAUCCAGAUUCAAGUGAAGUAAAAAAUUACAGAACAUUAUCUUUGGUUGAAUUAAUGAAAAUAUUUUAUUCAUUAAAAUAUCAAAAUGCUGCUAAAGAUCAAAGUGAAAAGGCCUGUAUCACUUAUGAAAAGAUAGUAUCUCAUGCUGACAAUGAUCCUGUUAUGUCUUCAGAAUGUACAAUUUGCUUAGAAAGGAAAGUAGAGCUUACAUUACCUUGUGCUCACAGCUUUUGCUCACAAUGUAUAGAAGAAUGGAGUUCAGAACAUCAUACAUGUCCAAUUUGUCGAGAUAAAUUGGAAAGUACUAGUGACUCUUGGGUUCUUUCAGAGAAACCUGAAGCUGAUGAAAUCAGCCAGGAGCUUAGAUCGAAUCUUAUAAGGCUGACAGAGGAAAAAAAAGACUCAUGUACUGCAUCAUAGAGUGUGGAAUUGAUCGUAAUGUACUGUAUAUAAAUUUUUAUAAUUGAGUUAUUUCUUCUUGUUAUGAUCAAUAUUCAAAGUGUUAAACCCAUAUGGAAUUUACUAUUACUGCGUUCGGCAAUAGCAUCCAAGACCAGACAGAUAUUUUACUUAUGUGACCACAGAUUGUUUGUAUUAUCAAGAUUUAUGAAAAUAUCCUGAAAUAAGCAAACAGUAGAGAGCUUCUGGUAUUCUGUCUUAUGUUGUUUUUUUGUUAUUUGUAUCCCAUAAGAAAAACUUGAUGGUUGAAAUAUAUACACAUUAUUUAUUAAAUAAAAACUAAGCACACAAAUAAAAAAGUAGCGUUCAGCUAAUAAGUAUUUACAAGUUA